Scomber scombrus (Atlantic mackerel) is the source of this 1539-nucleotide messenger RNA. RefSeq names its product gamma-aminobutyric acid type A receptor subunit beta4 (gene gabrb4). Gene Ontology annotation, molecular function: extracellular ligand-gated monoatomic ion channel activity; neurotransmitter receptor activity; GABA-A receptor activity. The record is from RefSeq and is a predicted model, not a curated record. Gene Ontology annotation, cellular component: GABA-A receptor complex; neuron projection; synapse. Gene Ontology annotation, biological process: regulation of membrane potential; chemical synaptic transmission; signal transduction. Bases 1 to 1539 code for a protein of 512 amino acids. NCBI's taxonomy places the organism in Eukaryota, Metazoa, Chordata, Actinopteri, Scombriformes, Scombridae. The transcript is spliced from 10 exons.
AUGUUGGGUCGUCAAGAAGAUAAAUUAUGUGGAAUUUUCUCUGCUCUGGCGGCUUUGUCCUUUGCAUGCUUUGUUCAAAGCUCCUCCACUGGAAGCUCCGGAAUGUCUGUGGCCAAGAACACCGUGGACAAGUUGCUGAAGGGAUAUGACAUCCGUUUAAGGCCUGAUUUUGGAGGUCCUCCAGUCAUCGUAGGAAUGAGCAUCAACAUAGCAAGCAUCGACUCCAUCUCAGAAGUAAACAUGGACUACACCAUCACAAUGUAUUUCCAGCAGAGUUGGCGAGAUAAGCGUUUGGCUUAUGGCGAGCUGAACCUAAACCUGACUCUGGAUAACCGUGUAGCAGACCAGCUUUGGCUCCCUGACACCUACUUCCUUAAUGACAAGAAGUCCUUUCUUCACGGUGUGACAGUAAAAAACCGUAUGAUCCGACUGCACCCGGAUGGCACUGUCUUAUACGGGCUGAGAAUAACCACCACUGCUGCUUGCAUGAUGGACUUGAGAAGGUACCCUCUUGAUGAACAGAACUGCACCCUGGAAAUUGAAAGCUAUGGAUACACCACAGAUGACAUCGUAUUCUUCUGGCAAGGAGGAGACAAUGCUGUGACAGGCGUGGACAAGUUAGAGUUACCUCAGUUCUCCAUUGUGGACAUCCGCUUGGUAUCGAGGGAGGUCAGGUUUACUACAGGUUCAUAUCCAAGGCUUUCGCUGAGUUUCAGGAUUAAGAGGAACAUUGGAUAUUUUAUCCUGCAGACAUACAUGCCCUCCAUCUUGAUCACCAUCCUCUCCUGGGUCUCCUUCUGGAUCAAUUAUGAUGCCUCUGCAGCUCGGGUGGCCCUGGGUGUGACAACGGUGCUUACCAUGACAACAAUUAACACCCACCUUAGGGAGACUCUCCCCAAGAUUCCCUAUGUGAAAGCCAUCGACGUCUACCUCAUGGGCUGUUUUGUGUUUGUGUUCCUGGCCCUGCUCGAAUAUGCCUUUGUAAAUUACGUGUUCUUUGGCCGGGGCCCUGCGCAACAGAAGAAAAUCAAUGAGAGGCUGAACAAAGCCAACAACGAGCGCACAAGAUACGAAGAGAAGCGCCUGAGGGAACAGGACUCCAUUUCCGUGCCGUUUCAAACCAACACCUUCAGGUCAUUUACACAGCGAAGAAAUCUGUAUCUCGAGGAACAAAGAAAAGUUGGGGUGGACGCAUAUGGAAACAUUCUCCUCACCACACUGGAGAUGAAUAACGAAGUGAUGCCUUCUGACGUGGGAAGCAGCGUCAGUGACUCUCGGAAUUCAGUCAUGUCCUUUGACAGUUCCGGGGUCCAAUUCAGGAAGCCCAUGGCGCCCCGAGAUGGCUUCAGCCACCACUCGCUGGACCGGAGCGCCAUGCGGAGCCGGGCCAACUGUCGGCUACGACGACGCUCCUCCAAGCUCAAGUUGAAAAUCCCAAACCUGUCAGAUGUUAGCACCAUUGACAAGUGGUCCCGGGUCAUUUUCCCUAUCACCUUUGGAUUUUUCAACCUAAUCUACUGGUUGUACUAUGUGAAUUGA